This is a messenger RNA of Olea europaea var. sylvestris, 2610 nucleotides long. RefSeq names its product putative receptor-like protein kinase At3g47110. Bases 1 to 2610 code for a protein of 869 amino acids. The record is from RefSeq and is a predicted model, not a curated record. NCBI's taxonomy places the organism in Eukaryota, Viridiplantae, Streptophyta, Magnoliopsida, Lamiales, Oleaceae. The transcript is spliced from 8 exons. Gene Ontology annotation, biological process: protein phosphorylation. Gene Ontology annotation, molecular function: ATP binding; protein binding; protein kinase activity.
AUGGUGUUGGUAGUGGCGGUGGUUGUGGUGGUGAUGUUGGCUGUGGUGGUUGAGGUGAGAAGUAGAUCUUUUGAAAUGAGACAGUGGUUUAUUGCUAUUGUAGGUUGUGGCGGUGGCUACAAUCAUAUGGUGUUGGUAGUGGCGGUGGUUGUGGUGGUGAUGUUAGCUGUAGUGGUUGAGGUGGGAAUGGCUCUACAGAUCUGGUGGAGGUGUUUAUGUGGUGGCGCUGUAGAUCUGGUGGAGAUCUCUCUCACCUCUCUCAUCACUAACCGAUCUACAGAUCUGUGGAGGUGUGUGGUGUUGGUCUGUAGCGGCGACGGUGGCGCUGUGUGGUGUUGUGGAUCUGUUGGCCAUCUGUGGAGGAAUGUGGUGUUGAUAUGUGGCGACGACGGUGGUGGCGAUGAUUUGGGGGUAGUUGUGGUGGUCGUAGACCGUGACUCUCUUCUUGGAUCUCAUAGAAGCAAUGCAACAGACAGAGAUGCUCUACUGUCAUUCAAAUCUUAUGUAACAGAUGAUCCUACUGGUGUUCUAAACACUUGGAACCUAUGUGAUUGGGAAGGAGUUUUCUGCAAUGCCCACAAAACACGGGUCACUGGACUUGCACUCGGGAAUUUUAGUCUCACGGGAACAAUCAUUCCAAACAUUGGCAAUCUGUCUUUCCUCCAUGUUCUGGACCUCGAGAACAACUUUUUCCAUGGCCAUAUUCCAAAAAAUAUGCUUGAAGGUACAAUCCCAUCAAAACUGGGUAACCUGACAAAGCUUGAAUACCUGACCUUUGCAAAGAACAAUCAGACAGGCUAUAUUCCUCUUUCAUUUGCUAAUCUUCCUCUUUCAUUUGCUAAUCUUUCUUCUCUGAACAACCUUACUUUAAUGUACAACAAGUUUGAAGGUCCAAUUCCAAGUGAACUGGGAAAUUUGAAUCUCCUCCUGCAGAUAAACAUAGGGAUAAACAAAUUUUCAGGUCAGAUUCCAAGUUCUAUUUUCAAUCUUUCAUCUCUGGUUAGAUUGGGAGUGGUAUCAAAUCGUUUCCAUGGUCAUUUGCCUACUGAUUUGUUUACUACAUUGCCAAAUUUGAUGGAAUUAUACGUGGGAGAUAAUCUUUAUCAAGGAGAAAUCCCUACAUCGCUCUCAAAUGCUUCCAAACUUGAAAUAGUAGAUUUCUCAGGUAUUUUCGCUGCCAAGCAAUCGAUUUUUUGUCAUACUCCUUCAUCAAUAGGCAACCUGUCAAGCCAACUCUCCGUGUUGUACUUGGCAGAUAAUCAAUUUGAAGGGAACAUACCAGAAACUAUAGGGAAUUUAGCCAGCUUAAAGUACUUGUCACUUGAAGCUAAUUUAUUCACUGGACACAUUCCAUUAUCAAUUGGAAACCUUCAAAAUCUGCAAGUCUUGUGCUUCCCAUCGAGCCUUUCAAAUUGUCGUAAUCUCCAACUCUUGGAUCUGUCUCUGAAUGGUCUCAAUGGUUUCAUCCCCAAGGACAUCUUUACCCUUCAGAGUCUAGGAAAUUCACUAAAUCUUUCAUGGAAUUCUCUAACAGGGAGUUUAUCUUCUGAGAUUGGCAACUUGAAGAUGGUUCAACGUUUGGAUUUCUCCAAAAACAGACUUUCAGGACCAAUACCUUCCAGCUUAGGGGAAUGGGUCGAAUUUAUUGAUCUUUCAUUGAACAAUCUAACUGGUUCAAUGCGCUUGCUGGGUACCCUUCGAUACCUCAAAUUCUUGAAUCUUUCAAACAAUAUGCUUCAAGGAGAAGUUCCCAAAGAAGGUAUAUUCCUCAAUGCUUCGGGAGUUUUCCUGUCUGGAAAUUCAGACCUCUGCGGUGGCAUCCCCACAUUAGCACUCCCAAAAUGUUCUGCCAAAUCAAAGCAAUCUAGUAAAUCAAGACAAAUGCUAAUUGCAGGACUGAUUGCAGGAUCAACAAUCAUAUGCAUCUUCCUUUUGCUACUUUUUUACAGGAUCUCUUUUAUGAAGUCAAAAAAGAUACAAGGUUCUUCAAACACGCAUGCUAUCUCUUUCGAAGGCCCCAACAGAUUAUAUUCCUACUAUGACCUGAAAUAUGCAAUGAAUAAUUUCAGUAGUGAAAACUUGAUCGGAAGUGGGAGUUUUGGCAAUGUGUACAAAGGCGUUUUUCGCGAUGGAACACUUGCUGCAAUAAAAGCCUUUAACAUGGACCAAAAUAGAGCAUCCAAAAGUUUUCUAGCCGAGUGUAAAGCCUUCAGAAACAUACGGCAUAGGAAUCCAGUUAAGAUCCUGAGUGCUUCUUCAAGCCCCACAUUUAAGGCUUUGGUUCUUCAGCUCAUGCCAAAUGGAAGCUUAGAGAAGUGGCUUCACAGUAAGAGUGAUGAUCAAAGGCAGAGUCUUACUUUGAAUCAGAGAUUAGAGAUAGCCAAAGACAUUGCUUCUGCAAUGGAAUAUCUACAUCAUGACUGUGAAAUUCCCCUGGUACACUGUGAUCUCAAGCCAAGUAAUGUCCUUCUUGACGAAGAAAUGACUGCUCAUGUAGGAGACUUUGGACUAGCCCGUAUUCUACAAACGACCGAAUCUCUUGAUCCAGAGAGUAGUACCAUUGGGUUGAAGGGAUCUGUGGGCUACAUAGCACCAGGGAAGAUUGAAUAG